AUGCGCCUUGCCAGUCUUCUCAGCUCCUGCUGCCUCCUACUGCUCCUGGGGGCCCUGCCCGGAUGGGCAGCCAAUGAUGACCCUAUCGAGAAGGUCAUUGAAGGGAUCAACAGAGGGCUGAGUAAUGCAGAGAGAGAGGUGGGCAAGGCCCUGGAAGGCAUCAAUAAUGGAAUCACUCAAGCUGGAAGGGAAGUGGAAAAAGUUUUUAAUGGACUUAGCAGCAUGGGGAGCCAGGCCGGCAAGGAGGUGGACAAGGGGAUCAACCACGGCUUGGACAAGGUAGCCCAUGGGAUCAACAAUGGCGCCGGGCAAGCAGGAAAGGAAGCAGAGAAGUUUGCCCAUGGGGUCAACAACGCUGCUGGACAGGUUGGGAAGGAGGCAGACAAAAUGAUCCAUCAUGGGGUCCAUCAUGGGGUCAACCAGGCGGGAAGUGAAGCAGGGAGGUUUGGCCAGGGGGCCCACCACGCCAUGGGGCAGGCUGGGGAUGAGGCUGGGAGGUUUGGCCAGGGAGCCCACCAUGCUUUUGGUCAGGCUGGGAAAGAGGCGGAGAAGUUCGGUCAGGGGGCCCACCAUGCUUUUGGUCAGGCUGGGAAAGAGGCGGAGAAGUUCGGUCAGGGGGGUCACCAUGCUUUUGGUCAGGCUGGGAAAGAGGCGGAGAAGUUAGGUCAGGGGGGUCACCAUGCUUUUGGUCAGGCUGGGAAAGAGGCAGAGAAGUUUGGCCAGGGGGCCCACCAUGCUUUUGGUCAGGCUGGGAAGGAGGCAGAGAAGUUUGGCCAGGGGGGCAACCAUGCUUUUGGUCAGCCUUCGAAGGAGGCAGAGAAGUUUGGUCAGGGGGCCCACCAUGCUUUUGGUCAGGCUGGGAAGGAGGCAGAGAAGUUUGGUCAAGGGGUCCACCAUGCUGCUGGUCAGGCUGGAAAGGAGGUGGAGAAGUUUGGUCAGGGGGCUCACCAUGCUUUUGGUCAGGCUGGGAAGGAGGCAGAGAAGUUCAGUCAGGGAAUCCGCUACGCUGCUGGUCAGGCUGGAAAUGAGGGAGAGAAGUUUGGUCAAGGGCUUCACAAUACUGCGGGCCAGGCUGGGAAAGAGGCAGAGAAAUUAGGUCAGGGGGCCCACAAUGCUUUUGGUCAGCCUGGGAGGGAGGCAGAGAAGUUUGCUCAAGAGGGCAACCAUGCUUUUGGUCAGCCUUCGAAGGAGACAGAGGGGGCCCACCAUGCUGCUGGUCAGGCUGGGAAGGAGGCAGAGAAAGUGAUCCCAGCGUCCCAGCAUGGACUUAGCCAUGCAGCAGAGGAGGCGCUGCAGUUUGGCCAGGAUCCUCAUCCUGUUGCAGGGCAGGUUGGGAAAGAGGGAGGCAAAAUAACCUAUAGUGUCCAUCCUGGUGUCAACCAGGCUGGGAAGGAGGUGGAGAAGUUUGGCCAGGGAGUUCACCAUGCCGUUGAACAGGCCGGAAAGGAAGCAGACAAAGUGGUCCAAGGGGUCAACAAUGGGGUCAACCAGGCCGGGAAGGAGGCAGAGAAAUUUGGCCAAGGGGUCAACCAUGCUGCUGGUCAGGCCGGAAAGGAAGCGGAGAAACUUGGCCAAGGUGCCCACCAUGCUGCUGGCCAGGCCGGGAAGGAAGUGGACAGGUUGCAGAAGGAUGUUCAUAAUGGGGUCAACCAAGCCAGCAAGGAGGCCAACCAGCUGCUGAAUAGCAGUCAUCAAGGAAGCGGGGCUACCGGCCAGCACGGAGGGGGCGCAACCACUACAUUAGCAUCUGGAGCCUCGGUCAACAAGCCCUUCAUCAACUUUCCAGCCCUGUGGAGGAGCGUCGCAAACAUCAUGCCCUAA
Molecule: messenger RNA, 1821 nt
Organism: Marmota flaviventris (yellow-bellied marmot)
Lineage: Eukaryota; Metazoa; Chordata; Mammalia; Rodentia; Sciuridae
Source: RefSeq, a predicted model, not a curated record